Messenger RNA from Amblyraja radiata (thorny skate), 2299 nucleotides. RefSeq names its product chromosome 20 C11orf96 homolog (gene c20h11orf96). Lineage: Eukaryota; Metazoa; Chordata; Chondrichthyes; Rajiformes; Rajidae. The transcript has a single exon. The record is from RefSeq and is a predicted model, not a curated record. The coding region runs from base 116 to 484 and encodes 122 amino acids.
GUGGGCCGGAGUGCCUGUAUAUAUUGUCUCCCCAACGCAGAUUGAGUCAAAGUUGCGGCAACUCUGAGAGACGGAGCCCGGCGAAGGCAGAGCAGAGCGCGGCGAUUGAGAGCGGAUGGCAUCAGGCAAGCAGGGCGAGGUGGUGGGAAUCUGCACCAGUUACCAGGCGGUGAUGCCCAACUACGCCGGAAUAACGGAGGAGUUCCCGCAGUCGCUCCGGCGCCAGCUGCAAAAGUCCAAGCUGAAGCAGAGGAGACCCCGGGAGGCCAGGUUCAAAACGCAGCCGGUCACCUUCGAUGAGAUCCAAGAGGUGGAGGAGGAAGGGGUCUCGGCGCUGGAGGAGGAGAAAGCCAAGAAGUCGUUCCUGCAGUCGCUCGAAUGUCUCCGGAGGAGCGCCCAGAACUCCUGCGCCCAGAAGGCAACUUUAAGCAACUCAAAGCUGAGAUAUAGUCUGGACUCGAGCGAUUCGGACUCGGCACACUGAUAGAUUGAGGACUGAGUCGCCUUUAAAAGUACUGUGCUUCACAAUGAAGUGUUUUUUUAAAAAAAGAAGCUAUUUUAUAAAAAGACAUCUAUUUUCAAAGGGGAAACGUUUACGCAUUGCCUGGCGCAAACCAGGAAUAAGUACUGAUGUGGGAUGUUGCUCUGUGCUGGAUGUUUGAAGCCGCGGGUGAAAGCUGUUCGCAGAAUCGCUGUGGCCUCUAUCCGAGUCGACGGAGAGAGGGCAGCGUUGGAAAAGGAGCCGCCGAUUCCUUCAUAGGACAUCACCGAAGUUGCGAUGUGGAUAUAAAUGCAACUCAAGUUUUAACCGAUGUUUGUUUCCCUCCGCUAUAGAGUUAUUAAAAUGCGAGAUGCAAUUCGCGGUACGUUUCCUUCCUAAACGUUGUCGGAUUGCACAGCAGAUGCUCGAAGCGUGACUCAAUAGCUCGGCUCUUGCCAAAUUUCACCGAUGUAAUGCUUUUACUACUCAAAUCAGUAAUUUAUAUGUUUGUACUUUGUGAAAUUUGCAACAAUCCGAAAUUGUAUUGCCUCGUGAUUAAUAAAAAUGAUUGCACACUUAAAAUCGUACUAAAAUUUUUUUUCCUUUUGCUCGCACAAAGAAGACGUUUGAGGUUUAUCUCGGUGAGACCAGUCUGUGAUGAGUAUGACCUACUCUGAUCGUUUAAAUUGAUGGGUAUCGACCACCGUCACGGGCUUGGAUUUCACGUUUAUAAUGGCGUGAGAAUUUGUCUUCCUCUAGAGCCAACAGUUAGAUCAUGUUUUGCCGGAUUAGCGCUUUCCACUUGGUGGCAAUCGAUAACAUUAGAAUUGGUGCAUGCACUUUGGAUCUGCGCGACACUCUCGCCCAACUUCCACCGUCUGCCUUUUAAAAUCGCGUGUUUCUCAUUAGUGUUGGAAAUGUAGCUUGUCACUCUUGCAUUGACUCCCGUGUAACUCGCUGCUUUCGGUGAGGGCAGCAGACGAGGGAAGGCUAAAGCAGUAGGGCCGAAUGGCGCGUGUGUGUGUGUGUGUGUGUGUGCUGUAAAGAUUUUUAGAGAUUGAAAUCACUGCAGAUACGCGUUUGUCCACUAGCCGGCUCCAGCCUUGAUCCCCUCCGCUCAUUCCCACCCCACUGUCCCUCCAGAGAUGCUGCCUGUCCCGCUGAGUUACUCCAGCAUUCUGUGUCUAUCUUCCAUGUAAACCAGCAUCUGCAGUUCCUUCUCUACACAUUGCACUGUUGCAACGUGUGCAAUGUUUCCCAUUGAAAUGCAGCUGAAGUCUGUUUGACUUCCCCACCCCGUCCCUCUCCCAUUAAUCCGGCUGAUGUUGACGAGUGUUGGGUGGGUGGGUGCAGCCCCACCAAGGUGCUGCCUGGUUGCUACCAUGUUGGACGGUGCAGGGCAUGAGAUCGACCCCAGUGACGGGCGACCCAUCCCUAAUAUGGAGCGACCCCGCACCGCCAACCCCGCGCUGACGUCAUCCCAGGAUCAUGUGGCCGCCGAGAGGCUCGCCGGGAUUUGUAGUUUUCCACCACAGACAUUACCGCAGGUAACAGGUAAAAACUUGCAACCCCAUUAAAAAUAGUGCUUUAAACCUGUCUGAAUCAUUCGCAUGUAAUAGCUAAAUUGGAAGGAUAUGGCCAGGGCGUGUUUAUAACCAGUCAAAAUACUAAUAUGUCAAAUACUGUUUUUUUUAAAGACCAAAUGCUAAAUCAAAUAAUCUGCAAGAGCAUUUUAUAACUCAAAUUUGCUCACUCUCCUAAUGUUCACCAUGGAUUCUUGCCAUUUUGUGUAUCUAUACCUCAUCCCUGUGGGAAAUU